Messenger RNA from Aspergillus caelatus, 1535 nucleotides. RefSeq names its product P-loop containing nucleoside triphosphate hydrolase protein. Bases 69 to 1391 code for a protein of 440 amino acids. The record is from RefSeq and is a predicted model, not a curated record. The transcript has 3 exons. Gene Ontology annotation, molecular function: GTPase activity; GTP binding. Lineage: Eukaryota; Fungi; Ascomycota; Eurotiomycetes; Eurotiales; Aspergillaceae.
CUUAACUUCAACCCUAACUCUCUCUCCCUUCAGUAAAACAACCAAAACCUUCCAAUUGAACAUACACCAUGACAACAAAAGGCUACUUCGCAGGUAUUCGCCGAAGCUCCACAGAACCGAUCUCGAAACCGCCCCGUCGAAUAUCCGUCGCCUCGGCUGCAAUACCAGAAGCCUCUUCCCAACGGCGCAACAGCCACAACGUCCAUUUCCGCGAGAAGGACACCACAACCCAACAAGAUGAUACAGUGGUGAUAGCAGUAAUGGGCGUCACGGGGUCCGGGAAGAGUUCCUUGAUAUCGCUUCUUGCGGAUCAGCCUGUGGGUAUUGGCCAUAAUUUACAGUCCCAUACAACACACACAGACAUGUUCAGCUUCUCGCACCCCGAAACCAACAACACCGUUAUCCUCCUCGACACCCCCGGAUUCGAUGACACGGAUCGCUCCGAUACCGAAAUCCUCAAAGAAAUCUCCUGCUUCCUAGCCAUGAUCCACGAGAAGCGAUGGCGUCUCGUCGGCAUUGUCUAUCUGCACCGGAUCACGGAUCCGCGACUCGGCGGCUCGGCGAUGAAGAACCUGCACAUGUUCGAGAAGCUGUGUGGCAGUCGCAGCUUUCCUAGGGUCGUGCUGGUGACUAAUAUGUGGGGGGACUUGGAGCCGACGGAAGCGGGGCGGGCGAUUGGGGAGCGGAGACAGAAUGAGCUGAAGAGUCAGUUUUGGAAGACGAUUGUUGAGGAAGGGGGCAAUGUUAUGCAGCAUGAUGGGUCGAAGGAGAGUGCGUCGGCGAUUGUGUCGUCGUUGGUGAAGAGGAAUGAGGAGGUGGUUUUGCAUAUUGUGCAUGAGUUGGUGGAGGAAAAGAAGACUUUGGAUGAGACUGAUGCUGGGCAGUAUGUCCAGGCCGAGCUGUUGAAGAUCAAGAAGAAGUAUGAUCGGGAGAUCGCUGAUCUUCAGGAGAGUAUGGAGGAGGCCAUGGAGGCGAGGGAUGAGGAAACUGCACGGGCGAUCAAAAGGGAGAGAGAGGCGGCCAAGGCUAAAGUGGCGCAGAAGGCUCGUGAGUCUAGGGGCCUCAAGAUCUCGAUGCAGCAACUCGUGCAGGAGAAGAUGGCCGAAUAUGAUGCUCGUGCUACUGAGCCGGAUAACCAGGAGGCUGUCCGGGGCCGUAUCGCGGAGCUGUUUGAAGAGUUCAAGUCCGAGAUACGGGAGGAGAUGCGCGAAGAGUUGGAGUCGGAGAUGCGGGACGUCAAGGAAAGACUUGCUAAGAUCGAAACCGGUCCGACCGAGAAAGCUGAACAGCGAGUUGAACAGCGAGAGGAAGAACAGCCAAAGGAAGAUAUCAAGUCUGGCGGACUGAUGGGAUGGUUCUCUAGGCCUCUAACUGGGUUUAGCCGAGCUUGAACGAGUGUCAUGCUGGGGAAUGCAUCACUAUCUGUGCUGGAGGUUGGGAUACUAUGUUUGAUGUCUAUUAAGGUACUAUAAUAAUCUUGGAGUUAUGUAUUUACACAGCUAUAUGAAUAAAACGAACAAUAAUGCACAUUAACA